Molecule: messenger RNA, 4694 nt
Organism: Betta splendens (Siamese fighting fish)
Lineage: Eukaryota; Metazoa; Chordata; Actinopteri; Anabantiformes; Osphronemidae
Product: M-phase phosphoprotein 9
Exons: 24
Coding region: 196-3906 (1236 amino acids)
Cellular component (GO): centriole
Source: RefSeq, a predicted model, not a curated record
UGCACUUUGACCAAUAGUGUUGCAGACCGUGAACGUAACAGCAGCAACGAUCUCUGCAGUGCAGUAGCCAACCAGCAACCUGCUAGCCAGCAAUCAGCUAGCUAACUAACUUGUCUACUCACAGAGGACUAUGGAUGAGAUAAAGACACAACUCAGCGGCUGUCAGACUGACCCAAUCUACAUGGGCCCAUAAACAUGUCCACAGAUGACAGUAUCUCUGAGGAUGUGUCCAGCUCGGGGGCUUUGGGCCAAUGCCAUGUCGGAGAUGGAGGUAAGGAGAGUGAGACCUCCUUGGUGUCCUCUGAGGGCACAUCGGCCUCUGGACUGGCUGUCUCAGAGGAGAGACAAACAACAGGAGGGACUGUGGAGAGCAGGCCUAUGGACAUCACACCAGCAUGCAACAAGAUCAGGAAUCUGUGUCUGAGCACAAAUGAAGCAUUUGAACAAGAGAAGAACCUCCCAUUCAUCAACCCAAGCUCCCUUGAGACUCUCAGGGCCUUGGUGCAGGAGAUCCAGAGCAAUGGAGAGACAAACCCUGAGAUUUGGAAGGACUGUGAGGGUCGAUGGCUGCAUCUGUUUCAGCUGGUUGAGAAGCAAUACCAAGAGCAAAUACUCGCUCAGCAAGAACAAUACCAGUGCCAAAUACAGUUGAUUCAGGAUGAAAUUAAGGCCCUGGUUCAGCUCCAGAAUCGCCAGGCUAGUGGCCAGCUACACACAGAGUUCUCGCAAACUCCAGACACUCCAGCUGUCAAUAACACAAAGGACUAUAUUAUCCCCCUCAUCUCCAGUGAACGCACAGGCCUAAAAGAUAUGCCCAGUGAUCGUGACAGCUUGGCAGCCCCUGCACACACACCUUUUAGCUCCCCUUCGCCACCACUGCACGGAUCAGACGCCGCCAACCCAGGGGAGGAGCGGGCGACUACAGUAUUGAGCAGCGGCUAUGGAACUCUCUCUGCUUGGGAAACAGGUCUGGAACCUGCUGGGUCUCCAGUGGAAGAUGGGGACGGAGGUCAAGAGAGGAUGAUACGACACUGGUCCUCAAACAUCCAGGCCGAAACAGAACCCGCUGUGGUUGGGAGCAGUGAGAGGCCUCUUGAAGUGGAGAAACCAGAUUUAUUAGUCUACCAGCAGAGACCCUCUGGCACCAGUCAGCAUUUGACCUCGUGGGCCCAGAGGCAGAAACUCAGGUCCAAGAAGAGCAAAGCUGGACACACACCUGCCCAAACUUCUGAGUAUCAAGAGUUGCCAAAGUCCCAGAGACUAAACCCUCCAGAAAGCACAGACUCCCAGGAGCAGCAUCGACUUGUGGGGCCCUCAUCCGCACCUUUUCCCUUGAGGAGGAGUGAUAGUCUGAUGUCUGAAGCAUCAGGCCUCACAUAUUGGCGCCUGAAUGAGAAUGAACUGUACCAUCCCCUACCAGACGGCUUUGACAGCGAUGCUUACCUCCUUCUGCAAGAGGCCUCCAUCAGCCUGACUCCUGAGCCUCAGUUAUCUCUCAAAGAGAUCUACCACAACAGGCAAAGGGCAGACUGUAAGCGCUCAGACUGGGAAGGCUCUGUUACAUCCAGUCCUUCGUCACCACAGGUGUUGACCUUGGACCCAGCAGCUAUCACUCGUCACUCAGAUCGCACCUCUGGCUUCACUUCACCGUCUCACUUCAGCAGCCCCUCGUUUGCCACUCAGCCACUCCUCUACCCCAGAGCCAGGACCCCUGUGAGCCCCGACAGCAUGGUGGAGGGCAGUCCCAACCCUGGAGAUACAGACUGUAUCUCUGAUACCUCCAGUCUUUCAGCUGUGGGACCUUCACCUUCCAAGAUGAAAAGCUUGUGGGCAAAUGUGUCUCAGACUCAGCCAUCUCACACAACCAGCAAGCAAUACAGAGUUAGUGUCCCCUUAGCCAGUGAAGAGGAGGGCAGCCACACUCACACCAGCACCCUGAAACCUGGUUCAGCUUCUGGAGCUACUCUGCGUCCUGCAGCCAGUCCACACAUGGAGAGAGCUUCAUCACUAGAGGACCCUGUUGUGCUUUCCCUUCUAAGGCAGAACCUAAGAGAGAAGCACUCUCGGCACGUGGCUGACCUUAAAGCAUAUUAUGAGUCUGAGAUCCAGAUGCUGCGAGACAAACUCAAACUCGGAGAUCUGCCCCAGGAUUUAGAAAAGAGCCACCAGGCCCCCACAGAGAGGUGCAGGCAUCUCGAAAUGGCUCUGGCUGAGGCUACAAAUCAUAUUCAGGAGCUGGAGGCGGAAAACAGCUCACUGGAAAAAAAACUGGCUGAAUGGCCAGAGCGGUACGCUGUAGCCAGAGCUACUGUGAAAUCUCUCCAGCAGCGACUAGAAGAGAGUCAACGCUCGGGCAAAGACAAAGAUGCCCUGGUCGCGCGUUUCAAGGCCCGCGUGCGGCAGCUUGAGGAGGCGGCGCAGGAAGCUUCCAGAGAAGCCGAUGAGAAGGAGGCCCGGAGGGAGAGAGAGUACAAGAUGCUGCAAGAUAUGCUCGGACAGUAUGACUCUCUGAUCAAACAGCAUGAGGAAGUGAAGAAUAAUCUGGUGUCAACAGAGAACAAGUUCGUUGAUGCCACCGAUCACAUUUCAGAAUUAAAGAGAGUGAUCUCCAAGCUGGAGUCUCAGGUGAAACAGCUGGAGCACGAGAACCAGGCCAGAGUCCGUUACACUUCCCACAGCACCACGCAACCUUCUGGAGCCGGUCUUUUUCAUCAUCCGGACCUGCUGCUGUCACCCAAUAAAGGCAAGACUGAGCCAGACAUCACCCGCAGGAAGUCGCCUUGUCCUCAGUCCGAUCAGCUCAAUGGUGGCAGAAAUUCACCAUUCCCACAAAAUAACCACUCCAGUGUCCACAGGAAGUCCCUGAGUGCUUUUACCGACCAGUCAGCAGGAGCUGGGAGCUCCGUGGACACGUCUUCAAAUCGUGGGAGCUGGAGGUGCGCAUCUCCUCCAGAGUGUGAGCAGGACCAGAACCAGCGGGACUCCAUUCGGAGAGAAGCGUCCAGUGCUCUAACGCCAAUGAUGAGAGCCCUGAUAGAGUUGGAGGAAACCAAAGCCACAGAGAGCCGGGCUCCCUGGAUUGGCAGUCAGAGGACCACAGUGGGGUUUGUGGAGCGGAGACACAAGGAAACGAUUCAGGAGCAAGUCAGGCUUCAAGCGGAGAGGGAUGCGGUUAAACCCGGAGGAGGGGGAACGAGACGGCGCGGUGGAGCGGAACGCGCCGCUGCACUGCUGAGGGAUCAGAGGAGUCUGUCACCGGAGGGCCACAGAUCAUCGUCACUGCCUCCCACAGCUCAUCGAAACAUUCCCCCAGUUACUCCCACCAAGAGGGAAACUUUACUUUCGUCUCUGUCUACGAAGUCCAGCCCUAAACGCUGCCCCACUGAGAACUUCUCCACUGCUUUUGGUCACAUGAUGCCAAGACAAGAACACCUGUUGAAAAGGUCUGAUGGACACGUUGACCAGAGACGACAUUCGUUCCACAGCAGCAGUCCCAGGAAGAGGCUCCAGUUUAUGUCUGCAGACAGAGAAGAUGACGCACAGCAGCCGGAGUCCUCUGGCCCCGCGAACCCGCCCGACGGCAGCUCCCAGCUGGGCUGGGAGGCUCCGGGAGCCUGCAGCAGAGCCGACCUGCAGGGCUCCCACGACGACUCGGCCCCACUCUUCCUCGACAAACUCCAGUCGCUGGCCGAGGCUGAGAAACUGUUUGACGAGCUGACGCAGGAGAAACUGCAGAUUGAGGCAGCUUUGAGCCGGAUGCCUGGAGCAGGUGGGAGAGUGAGUCUGCAGACCAGGUUAGAUGAGGUGGCCUUGGAGAACCGUCUGGAGCGGCUGAAUCGUGAGCUGGGAUCCCUGCGCAUGACUCUGAAGAGGUUCCACGUCCUCCGCUCCUCCGCCAACAUAUAGCAAAGUCAGUCUUGACGUUUCAGCGUAGUGUCUGUUUAAUACGCAGCACGCGAUUGUCCUCAAGUCUCUUUCUGUGCCAUGAACUCAUCUGUACAGCAACUCCUCCCCAUCUUUUUUAUACGUGUCCUUAUACUCUGGGAUAUUUUUUUAUAUGUCUGAAAGAUAUUGCGAUUUUUGGAGUCUAUUUUUUGUAAUGCACAGAUUUGUAAAGUCGUUUACUUUUUUAGUCACAUUAUUAAUAUAAUAGGUUUUACUCGCCAUAUUUGGGUGUGGCUUUUUAAAUCGGCAGUUUCUGUGGUUAUGUGAGAGACCUUUCAUUAAACAUUCAUCCAUUUGGGAAGUGUCACUGCCAUUUUCGUUCUGAUGUUAAUGGAGACACAUAUUUUCCUUUAAACAUUUCAUAAAAUGUAUUGUAAUGAAUGUUUUCGAACAUUCUGGUGGAUUUUGCAUGUUUUUUUAGUCUUUGUUUGGCCAAAUGAUUGAACUUGAAGGAAGCAUUUGUUUACUUGACGCAGAUUGCCUUUUUGUGUUUACUUUCCAUAUCUACCUGUCCCUGUCUUUGCUUUAUAGGACCAUGUGUAAAAUCCAAACCAGCACAGAUUCUCAGUAGAGACACACACAUUUUCAAACAGGGUCACAUUCCCCGUGUGGUUUCCACACAUUUGAUGCUCGUGCAUGAAGUUUCUUGCACUUUCUCUUUUUUUUGCGCAGUUUUCCUACAAUGACAUAAACGUCACUGGAACUAUAAUAUUGUUGUUGCACAAUAAAUGAAUCUUGUUUUAAAACUG